This is a messenger RNA of Perca flavescens (yellow perch), 2209 nucleotides long. It is a transcript of the gene p2ry12, whose product is annotated as purinergic receptor P2Y12. Gene Ontology annotation, biological process: G protein-coupled receptor signaling pathway. Gene Ontology annotation, molecular function: G protein-coupled purinergic nucleotide receptor activity. Gene Ontology annotation, cellular component: membrane. The record is from RefSeq and is a predicted model, not a curated record. Lineage: Eukaryota; Metazoa; Chordata; Actinopteri; Perciformes; Percidae. The transcript has 3 exons. The coding region runs from base 96 to 1187 and encodes 363 amino acids.
GAUCACUUUUGUUCAGAAUACAGAUAAGAGAGGAAGAAGAAGAACUGCACUGGGUUUUUGAUGAGACUUUACUGACAUAUCAGCAAAGUUAACAGAUGGCCCUCAUGGAGAGAAACACAACUUGGCCCCUGUCCCUGUUCCCCGGCAAUCACAGCCACACCAAUGGCAGCACUUGUUCCCGUGACAACGUUUUGAAGACGGUGGUUUUUCCUGUUCUCUACUCCUUUCUCUUCCUGGUGGGGCUGCUGCUCAACGCCGUGGCUGUUUGGGUGUUUUUUCGGAUCCCCUCCAAGUCUCACUUCAUUAUAUACCUGAAGAAUAUUGUGGUCGCGGAUGUCAUCAUGACGUUCACCUUCCCUUUCAAGGUGUUAUCAGACUCCAACCUGGCUUCCACUGGGCUGCGCAUAUUCGUGUGUCGGGUCUCCUCAGUGCUCUUCUACCUCACCAUGUACAUCAGCAUCCUCUUCUUCGGCCUCAUCAGCAUCGAUCGCUGCAGAAAAACCCUCAGGCCCUUUAGGGGGACUACUGCAGCCCGGUUGGCCCGUCGCAAACUCCUUUCCGGAGCCAUCUGGACCUUUCUGCUGGUUCUGUGUCUGCCCAAUGUGAUCCUGACACGUAAAACCCCAACAUCUCCAUAUUUCAAGUGCAGCAACCUGAAGACAGAGGGUGGGCUGUACUGGCAUGAGGUGGUAAAUCAUGUCUGUCAAGUGAUUUUCUGGAGCAACCUUGUGACUGUGAUAGUAUGCUACACUCUAAUCACCAAAGAGCUGUACAGAUCCUACGCCCGCAGCGCUGGAGGGACCGUAUCGGGAGAAUCAACUGGGAAACCCCACCAGGCCAAAAGAAAAAUGAAUGCAAAUGUGUUCCUGGUUCUGGCUGUGUUCUUUGUGUGCUUUGUGCCAUUUCACUUUGCCCGUGUGCCGUACACCAUGAGCCAGACCCAAAGGGUUCUCUUUGAUUGCAAUCUCAAACUCUUCUUCUUUCAGCUCAAGGAAAGUACGCUCUUCCUGUCGUCUUUAAACUCUGUUCUGGACCCUCUCAUCUACUUCUUCCUCUGUAAAUCCUUCAGGACCACUCUGUUCAAGACCCUGCGGCUGCCUCCUGGUGCCUGCAGCAGGCUAACGGGGAGAGGGUCAGACACGGACACAGGCAGCAACGCUCUCGGAAACUCUUCAGCCUGUGCAUAAAACCACUGGUCAUAAACAAGAUGCUUGUAAUGUGGUAUCUGAAUGUGCACAUUCUGUGAUUAUGUCCUGUUUUUAAGAAUAGGAUCAAAUCUAAAUUCAGCUUUUUGACAAAACAUUUAGAGAAAUACAGUGGUUGACAGACACGUUGAUCUAUUUUCUGUCAUUUGUUCUAAUCAACAUGUUGAUCAUCACAAUAUUAUUACCAUCCCUGUCAAAAACCUGUCCUUUCAACAUUUUAUUGUCAGUGAAAAACAAACUGUGCCAAACCUGAGAACUGGCAUGUUUUCUUUGUUUUUCUUUCGGUUCUUCAUUCCACCUAAUAACAGCAUGAAGUUCCUCUUCUAUUCUUUUCAUAGCCACUAACAUUAUGUGAUGCAUUCAUUUUCAAACUGAAAGUUGUAAAGUCUUACAAAUAAUCUCCUGACAAUACAAAGUGAUCUGUUAUUGUUGCAUGUGCAUGAAGGCAGUUUAGUUGUGUUUCCAUUGACUGAUUAUUCAGGAUAAUCAUAUGGAUAAACAUUAUGUCUACAUUUGGGAUUUAUUGUCGUUCAGUUUUGCUGCUAACAAUGAUCCUCAUCUAUAGUAAGUAAGGAAGUAAGUAAGUAAGUAAGAAAUAUGGGUGGUUUCCAAACGAAUGAGUUGUAUGUAUGGUUAUUGCUUUCUGUUGCAACCGGAUGGCCAAAAGAAGAAGAAAAAGAAGGUUACAUGCAUCAGAAAACAACAGUAAAGGAAGUAUUGACAGUUUUGUUAUUUGUUGUGUGUGCCCGUGGUUUGGGCCAUAGCAUGUGAUUGGCACUUUUCACAUAGGCAAAUAUUAAACCCCAUAUGGCUCGCUCAGCCAGUAUCUACUACUCACUGAGAAUGUACUGUAUAGUCCUUUGGAGAAAAAAUAAAUAGGCUUUUUGAACUCCAAGCACUUGUAUCGUUUCAAAAUGUAACCAUUAAUCAUAUGUCUGUGGCAAAGGAAUUAUAAAUCCUGAAAUCCACCAUAAUAAUAGAAAUAAAUAAGUAUUUGAGCUUGC